GUCUGGCCUGUCCAGCCAACUUUAAUCUCAGGGUCCUGGGAUUUCACUCAUACCUUGGGUGAUCCAUGAAUUGGAGAGAGAAAACGAGGUUGGGGAGAGAUGUAUUCUUUUGGCCUAUGCGAAAGAUGGUUUGGGCCUUAAGUGGGGUAAGCCUAUUCAGCUCAGAGUCACAAAAAGGGCCUGAGCGGUUUCUACAGCAACGCUAGGAGGGUGUGGCCCCUCUGCGCCUGGUUGAGGGUUCCUCCUAAACCUCUGCAGGGAUCCCUGUCUGUGACAGCCGGAUGCAGCUCCUCCGACUUCCUGCCCUCACCCGGACAGACUCUCUCCUCUUCCAGCAAAUGUACACAGAGGUUUCACUAGAGACCCAUCACCACGCUCAGCCUUGCAAGGAAUUGAAAAUAAUAAAAGGCAGCUCACCACCCCUAGCUCCACGAGACUCAGGAUCAAGGACUUCAAUGGAUACAAACAAGGCAAGGAAACGCAGUUUGACAACCUUCCCAAUUUUGAAAGCAAGGAAGAAGCAGAGUUUCACCUCUGUGAAGGGCCCCACUCUUCCUCCUGAGAUCUACAUGGUUGAGAGUAAGCCUUUGGGUCACCUCCAGAAGCCAUCCUCCAAGAACAAGAAGCUGAGAGUGAACCGAUGUCCACAAAAGAUUCCAAGUAACACGGCGUUCCCUUUUGUGGACACAAAGGGGAAGAGGAACACAGUUAACUUCCCCCAGAUUGGCAACAAAGUCCCAUCAAAGGGGCCCAUGCAGUAUCAGGAAAAUCAAAUUCAUAAUCAAGUGCUAUCCUCUGAACUCAAGACUUCAGAAAUACCUUUCAACAUUAACACCAAAGCCCAAGACACCAAGCCACACCCAGAACUACAAAAGAAGCACAAAGUCCCUCUUACAGUAGCAGAGGCCCUAAAGUUCUUUAAGAAUCAGCUGUCCCCUUAUGAGCAAAGCGAAAUCCUGGGCUACUCAGAGCUGUGGUUCCUGGGCCUUGAAGCCAAGAAGCUCAACGUGGUUCCAGAGAAGUUCAGCAAGACAAGCUUUGAUGAUGAGCACGGUUCCUAUAUGAAGGUCCUGCAUGACCACAUUGCCUACCGAUAUGAGGUUCUGGAGAUGAUCGGGAAAGGGUCCUUUGGACAGGUGGCCAAGUGCUUGGAUCACAAAAACAAUGAGUUGGUGGCCCUGAAAAUCAUCAGGAACAAAAAGAGAUUUCACCAUCAGGCUCUGGUGGAGCUGAAGAUCCUGGAAGCCCUCAGAAGGAAGGACAAAGACAACAACCACAAUGUGGUCCACAUGAAGGAUUUCUUCUACUUCCGGAAUCACCUCUGUAUCACCUUUGAGCUCCUGGGAAUCAACCUGUAUGAGUUGAUGAAGAACAACAGCUUUCAUGGCUUCAAUCUGUCCAUAGUUCGGCGCUUCACCUUUUCCAUUUUGAAAUGCUUACACAUGCUUUAUGUAGAGAAAAUCAUCCACUGUGACCUCAAGCCGGAAAAUAUUGUGCUAUACCAGAGGGGCCAAGUCACUGUUAAAGUUAUUGACUUUGGGUCAAGCUGUUAUGAACACCAGAAAGUGUAUACGUACAUCCAAAGUCGUUUCUACCGAUCCCCAGAGGUGAUUCUGGGACACCCCUAUAACAUGGCCAUUGACAUGUGGAGCCUGGGCUGCAUCAUGGCGGAGCUGUACACCGGAUACCCACUGUUCCCUGGGGAGAACGAGGUGGAGCAGCUGGCUUGCAUCAUGGAGGUGCUGGGCCUGCCACCUGCCCACUUCACCCAGACAGCCUCCAGGAGACAGGUAUUCUUUGAUUCCAAAGGUCUUCCCAAAAAUAUAAACAACAACAGAGGGGGAAAAAGAUACCCAGAUUCCAAGGAUCUCACGAUGGUGGUGAAAACCUACGAUUCCAGCUUCCUGGACUUUCUCAGAAGGUGUUUGGUGUGGGAGCCUUCUCUGCGCAUGACCCCCGAGCAGGCCCUCAAGCAUGCCUGGAUUCACGAGCCGAGGAAAUUCAAACCACGGCCCAAGCCACAGAUAUUAAGGAAGCCUGGUGCCAGUAUUUCCUCUGAGAUAAGCACGGAAAAGGCUGAAGAGCAACAGGCCAGCAAAGGCAAAAAAGAUGAGGCUACCAAAGAAACUACAGACAAAUUGAAGGACGAAGCUGAGAAGCACCUUGAGAAUUCGGGCAAACAGCAGAGCUCUGUGGAGCACACAGCAGACACCAUCCAGCUGCCUCACCUAACAGAAGCUUCUGGAAAGUCAGAGACUGUUGCUGGGUCAGAGAUGUCCGCAGAACAGCAGAGCACCUCCUCCCCCAAGAGCACAAACAUCUUACCACCCAUCGUGUGACCCUCGUGGCAGGCGGGCAUGUCCCGCUCCCUUCCGCCACCAAUUUGUAUUAGAGAAGGCACUUUGAUUGUACAAUACUUCACAUUGCUUUUUUAAUGCAUAAAGGUUUGUAAGAAAAAUCAGACUCUGCCCCCAUGGUGAGUUAGCAUGAUUCCUCCAGAGGAGGUUGGCAGGGCUGGGGGAGUGGUCUUUACCUGAGCUCACCUUUUUAGGGUGUGUUUAUGUGUGUGCAGUGGUGUGUGUUGUGCUGAAUGCUACAGCCUCAUUAAUGGAAUUCUAAAUAAAACGAGAUCUUUUCUUG
Mus musculus (house mouse) is the source of this 2640-nucleotide messenger RNA. It is a transcript of the gene Dyrk4, whose product is annotated as dual-specificity tyrosine phosphorylation regulated kinase 4. Gene Ontology annotation, molecular function: protein serine kinase activity; ATP binding; protein serine/threonine/tyrosine kinase activity. The record is from RefSeq and is a predicted model, not a curated record. NCBI's taxonomy places the organism in Eukaryota, Metazoa, Chordata, Mammalia, Rodentia, Muridae. The transcript has 17 exons. The coding region runs from base 282 to 2339 and encodes 685 amino acids. Gene Ontology annotation, cellular component: cytoplasm.